UGCUGCUGCCGCUGCCACUGCGGCCAGAGAAGGCCCGUCCUCCGCGGGGCUGCUUUUGUGAAGAGCUGACAAUACUUCCUUUAAAUUCCACUGUACUUUUCCUUUUUGUGGAGUCUCAGACGAGUACCCAGACACCAUGAACAGCUUUACUGAUGAAGAGUUUGGCUGCCAUUUCCUCGAUGAAGGCUUCACUGCCAAGGACAUCCUGGACCAAAAAAUUAAUGAAGUUUCUUCUUCCGAUGACAAGGACGCCUUCUACGUUGCGGACCUGGGGGACAUCCUGAAGAAACACCUGAGGUGGCUGAAAGCUCUUCCUCGGGUCACCCCUUUUUACGCGGUCAAGUGCAAUGACAGCAGAACCAUAGUGAAGAUCCUUGCUGCCAUCGGGACGGGGUUUGACUGUGCCAGCAAGAUGGAAAUACAGCUGGUGCAGAGUCUCGGGGUGCCUCCAGAGAGGAUCAUCUAUGCAAAUCCUUGUAAACAAGUGUCUCAGAUUAAGUACGCUGCCAAUAACGGAGUCCAGAUGAUGACUUUCGAUAGUGAGGUCGAGCUGAUGAAAAUGGCCAGGGCGCAUCCGAAGGCCAAGUUGGUUUUGCGGAUCGCCACGGAUGACUCCAAAGCGGUGUGUCGUCUCAGUGUUAAAUUCGGUGCCACUCUCAAGACGAGCAGGCUGCUCUUGGAGCGGGCGAAAGAGCUCAAUGUCAACGUCAUCGGUGUCAGCUUCCACGUGGGCAGCGGCUGCAGCGACCCUGAGACCUUCGUGCAGGCCAUCUCCGACGCCCGCUGCGUCUUCGACAUGGGGGCUGAGGUCGGUUUCAACAUGUACCUGCUGGACAUCGGUGGCGGCUUUCCUGGAUCUGAGGAUGUAAAGCUUAAAUUCGAAGAGAUCACCAGUGUCAUCAACCCGGCUCUGGACAAGUAUUUCCCCCCCGACUCGGGGGUGACGGUCAUCGCAGAGCCCGGCAGAUACUAUGUUGCGUCAGCGUUCACGCUCGCAGUUAACAUCAUCGCCAAAAAACUGGUGUUGAAGGAGCAAACGGGCUCUGACGACGAGGACGAGUCGAGCGAGAAGACCUUCAUGUAUUACGUGAACGACGGGGUGUACGGCUCCUUCAACUGCAUCCUGUACGACCACGCGCACGUGAGGCCCGUCCUGCAGAAGCGGCCCAAGCCCGACGAGAAGCACUACUGCUCCAGCAUCUGGGGACCCACGUGCGACGGCCUGGACCGCAUCGUGGAGCGCUGCGCCCUGCCCGAGAUGCACGUGGGCGACUGGCUGCUCUUCGAGAACAUGGGCGCCUACACCGUCGCCGCCGCCUCCACCUUCAACGGCUUCCAGCGGCCGCCCGUCCACGACGUGAUGCCGGGGCCGGCCUGGCAGCUGAUGCAGCAGGUCCAGAACUGCGGCGCCCUGGCCGCCGCGGAGGAGCAGGACGUGAGCGCUCUGCCGGUGUCCUGCGCCUGGGAGAGCGGGAUGGAGCUGCACCCGGCAGCCUGCGCCUCCGCUCGCAUCAACGUGUAGAUGCCGUUCGUGUAGCUGUUACCGCGAGGGUAGCUUGAAUUACGGGAUUGGAGGGGACCACGUAACUUAAUUAUUGCUAGUUCUGAAACGUCUUUGUAAGUAGGGUGGCACAUGGAACGUGAUGGGGGCUAGGAGUUGGGGUCACACUUACCUGUGUUCCUAUGGAAACUAUUUGAUUACUUGUUUUAUACAGAUUUUUACUCGGUUUUCAGACUCUACUAAAGAGUGCCCCUCGGCCGCCACGCAAGCAUUUGUAGCUUGUUUGUUGGCCUUAAUGGGCCAGAAGCUCAGUGUUGUGACCUGUUUUUAAAAUAAAGUACCUUGGAAAUUAGGCACUGGGAUAUUUUUAGUGGGGCCAUUCCACGUGGCUCGCCUUGCAUGUAUCUUUACGAGUGGGAAUUAAUGUCUUGACUUCCCCAAAGGCUGAGAAAACUGUCCCAGAGGACUGAGGAAUCGACGGUGUGUUGUUUUUUGAAACCCUGUGGGCGUGCGUGCCCUUUUCCUGUUUGGCAUUGUAUUUCCAUGCGUGACUCCUGUGUAAACUUGGCUCUGGGUGUCCCGAGGAAGAGACCUGGUCCCGUGCUGGUAGAGGGGAAAGGAUGGAUGAGAAGCCCAAGUCCCCUGCUGCCGACAGUGGCCAGUGUCUGCCGUGGUGGCUCAGCCCUCUCCCCAUGUCCACAGAAGUGGCUGGACGCGGCCCAGAGCCCCUGUUAACACCCCGGCCCGCCUCGGCACAGCCAGGGCCCAGGGAAGGGGCGCCGGGCCCUCGGGGGCCUGCUGCCCGCAGGGACCGAGGCCGCUGCCUCCCCACCCGGCCCUCACUCCCAGGACGAGUUGCGUAGUUACAAGGUGGGAAUGUAGUGCAGCGUUUGGCAGUUGUUUUAAUAAAUUCAGCAACAAAUUA
Phyllostomus discolor (pale spear-nosed bat) is the source of this 2426-nucleotide messenger RNA. It is a transcript of the gene ODC1, whose product is annotated as ornithine decarboxylase 1. The transcript has 11 exons. Gene Ontology annotation, molecular function: ornithine decarboxylase activity. The coding region runs from base 137 to 1522 and encodes 461 amino acids. Gene Ontology annotation, cellular component: cytoplasm. Lineage: Eukaryota; Metazoa; Chordata; Mammalia; Chiroptera; Phyllostomidae. The record is from RefSeq and is a predicted model, not a curated record.